Molecule: messenger RNA, 3079 nt
Organism: Wyeomyia smithii (pitcher-plant mosquito)
Lineage: Eukaryota; Metazoa; Arthropoda; Insecta; Diptera; Culicidae
Product: armadillo repeat-containing protein 2
Exons: 9
Coding region: 204-2993 (929 amino acids)
Biological process (GO): cilium organization
Molecular function (GO): protein binding
Source: RefSeq, a predicted model, not a curated record
GAGAAAAUAACAGCGCAUGAUUUCGCGCUGCUGCAAGUGAUCGGGUUGUAGAAAUUCAUAAAGUGACCACUCUUGAUAUACUACUGUCCGGUAGUCUCAAAGUUUGGUUUGUCGCAAGCAGCCAGCAGAAGAUUUUGGUUCCAGGUUUUACUCUAACGAACUUUCCAAGGUUAAAUGAGUCAUCUUAUGUGGGAAAUUGUGAUAUGCAAAAUUCCAAAAUAAGCAGUGAUUCUUCGUUAUAUUUUUACUCUGGUGACAAUAAUGGCAAUGGAAAAAGGAAAUUAGUUCGUAAAACUAGUGCGGAAAUCGUAAGCGAGGCUAAAAGCAUGCUGGCUGGAGGUGGAACGCGUCUAGUUCCUGCUAGAAGACCAAUCACACCAAGCGAACCAAGAAGGCAGCUUUAUGGUCGUGUAGCGCCUCCAGGACGACCGCCCAGUGCUUUUAGCUUAAAAUAUUUACAGUUUGAAUCGCGCGCUUUACCAUCUUUGGAACCUAUUCAAAGUGCAAUCCAAAGAAAUAGUUUCACACGCUCGGAGUCAGCCGAUUCCAUUUCAUUGGAGGGAAAUGAUACAGCGAAUGUCAGUAACAAUAAUAGCAAUGCGUCCAGGAGUAAACUACCUGCCUUACUUAAAGUACCCAGUAAGCAAGCUGGAUCCUUGGAUAAUCUUUCAGAGUGUAUGCCACCACGGAAAGACUUCAAGCCACCAACACCACCUUUGACGCCGCAGUUUUCACUGAAUGUUGAGCCAAAACCACUGAAUGAGAAGCGUCCCUCCGAGGCGGGAGCUCCCGGGAUAACAGUGUCUGCCAAGCCGACACCACCGGGCAGUAUCGUACGUAAUCACCCGCUGAAGCGUCGUCCCGUUCAAUCACUAGAUGAGCGCCAGAGUGUGCCCGAAACGGAUAAGCUUUCUUCCUCACCGGCAGACCUCAUGGGAGGUGCGAAAAUGGAUUAUCGAAAGGAAAAAGCUAAACUCAGCAAAAGUAACGACUUGCUUGCUAAAUCCUCGACAGAGUCGUUGCUGGACAUGUUAAAGGCUCAUGCCGGGAUUAAGGACUGUAACGACGAAACCGUGAGUCACAUUAAUGGGAUUCUAGGGGAGCUUUACUCGCGGGUGAAGGGAGCGAAAGGAAGUUGGCGUGGAGCAGUAUUGGGAGCACUGUACGGGCUAGUAGAAUCAAACUCGCCGAAAAUACUGCUCUCGGUAGCGCGUGUAGUGUUGGCACUAAACGUUACUGGUAGUAAUCUAACAGGCGCGUGCAAAUUAGUGUUUAAGAUAGCGCGGAAUGAAAACAAUGAUUUACUUUUUGCUGACAGUGACGUUCCAGAAUUACUUGUUGAUGGAUUAGGACGUGCUUCACCAGUUGAUGAGCCAGAGGCGUGCAUCUAUGGUUACGGGGCGAUUCGAUUUUUAGCAGGGUCAGCUGCUUCUGCCAUGCAGAAAAGCAGAUCCGAAAAUUCAUUUCGAGAAACAAAGCAAAAAACGUUGGCUUGCCGUCUCGCUCGCCAUGGUUUAGUGCAGUUGAUGAUAUUGCAUCUUAAGAUGUUAAAUGAGUUGGGCUCUGCAAAGAAACUAUCUGGAACCCCAUUACAUGCAUUGUUUCAGCUUUCUGGUGCCUUGAGAACUCUCGCCGGAGUUCCCGCAGUUGGAAAUUGUGUAUCGGCAACACGUUCUCUUUUAAAUAGUACUAGUCCACAAAUAAAAGAAACUCAAGAAAGUGAAUUGGUUCAAUUAGAAUUGGCGGGGCCUCUACUAGUACGUGCAGCUGAAAUGUGUAUAGAUGAACCGGAAGUGCAAGCCAACGUCAUUCGCACUCUUAGUAUUCUUUCGGAACGACCUGAAUGUUGUGAACAGCUAACAGAAACCGCACCCCGCUUGGGAAUUUUGUUGGGAUCGAUCAGCAAAACUAGUCCCUCUGUAGAAAAAGGAUUGGCAGCCGUAAAUCGGCUUGGAUAUAUUCUAGGGAACAUAAUGACCCGAUGGGAUGCUGCUCGUCUGUUAUUUUAUUCUAAUGAUGUAUCCAUGGAAGCGAUCUUUAAGGCUUUGGAAUACUACUCCAACAAACGGCUCUCAAUGAAAAACCAAAUGGGAGAUUCAGUAGUGGAUGUUCUCACCAAGCUUGUUCGAGUGGUCGCCAAUAUAAGCGUUAACGCAGACGUUGGCUAUGGGUUGAGUAAUAAACCAUCACUUGGCGAGAUUCUUCUAAGCAUUCUUCUUAAAGUAAAAGAUGCAAAGGAGUCCGAUAUGGAAGAACUUCUCUUCGCCACUUUGGGCGCAUUGCAUAACCUUUCCUAUUAUUACGAGCAGCCAGAAAACUCACUUCAGUAUAAUCACUUGGGAAGUUUGGCCGACCGCUUGAAGGAUAUCUGCGGGAUUCUAUGCAGCAUACUCAACACAGAAUCAAGUUCUGCCCGCUCGGAGGUUGCACGUGUUCUUGGUAAUAUGACUCGGAAUGAGGAAGCACGUCAAACCUUUUGCUCAGAAAAUGGGUUACACAUUUUGGUACAAUGCUUGGAGUCGGAUAAUAUUGAACUUCUGGUCACAUCUUGUGGAGUUCUUGUUAAUGUUUUGGGUGAUUGGGAACGGAGGGCCCCUUUUCGGGAGAUGCAAGGCCCAAUAUUGCUGCGCAAACUUUUACAGCGCGGUGCGUCAACGCAGGAUUGGAUUCUAGCUGGUAUAGCAUGUCAAGCAAUGUGGAAUUAUUUAAUUGAUUGUGGAAACGUGGUCAACGCUUUGGGUGAUUUAGAGGUCGAUUACAUCUGUGGGGAUUUAGCUGAGUGUUUGGAUGAAGUUAAAUUAUUCAACGGAGAGGAUCCAGACAUAUUUUGGGAAGAAUUUGCUCCAGUUGCUACUGAUCUGCUAGAGAGAUUACAGUCUUGUAUGUCAAUAGGAAAUUCUCCAUGCAUUUCAUCGGAUGAUGAAUCUGAUAUGAUUAUUGGACAAGCUGGAAAUUCUUGGGGAGAAUGUUACAAACAGUGGCUGAAGCAAUAAUAAUGUCGUUUAAGAAUAUGUACAAAGUCAAAAUUUGUUUAUUUCAUAUUUUCAAUUGAAACUUAUUCCAACGUGCAAUAAAACAU